AUGGCGUUUUACUUUGCGCUGAUGAAUGUGUCGAAUAAGCGGAGCGAUGAUAAGGGGAGACAGUCACAGAGGCAUAGUCGACGUCAUGCUCGUCGACAUAGCAUCGCAAGCGUCGAAGAACCGCUGAAUGAUUACCGACUAUUGCCCAAACCACUGGUGAUGAAAAAUGAACUGGCCAAAGAGCAUCUACCACUAACCCGCUCUACCCGCGACGACAUCUUCCGCCUGCGCGAUUCUUCUAUUUCCUCGAGGGACGAAACCCCACCACCCACCACUGAAUUUCUACCCUCAUUGAAGGAUCGAACCCUAACUGAUUUAAAGCAACUACGUCUAAAUCAGCUGUCGCUACGCCGAGAAUCGAGCGAUACGGACGAGCCGACGUGUAGUAGAAGAUUAGCCGAAAUGGAUAGGUUCAACACGAGAGAGGACAGCGCGAGUGGAGAAGAGGAUUUUAGAAGCUCUAUCGAGGAAAGUCGAAGGACAAGCAAAGCCAGUACCGUCUCAAGUGAAAUCCUAAUCCCUCCAAUUACAGAAAUGGGACCCCGGAAUUCCAAGCUCUACCAGAAUUCCGAGACGUCGCAGGGAACCAAUCUAGUGCCCAUCGUGGAAAACAAGGCGAUCAUUGCAAAGCGGGUGACGUUCGACAGCAGCAACAACUCUGUGAUUAUUGGGAACCAUUUUUUAGGCGACCGAACCCGUUUGGCGAAUGCGGAAUUACUAACGGGGGACAGCCGACCGGCGGCACAGCAACUGUGCAACCAAGCCCCAGGCACCAAGAAAGAGGCAGCCGGUGGCGCCAGUUUGUCCGCGCCCUAUUCAACAGGAAACCUCAGCGACACACCGAUCCGCACGAUUCUCCAAAACGCAACAAACGAGCACGCAGAAAGGGAAAAAGAGGAGGAGGAGCAGAAUAAGGGUUCGCGGCUGGUUCGAAGACGCUCCACUUCCGAUCGAGGAGCGUCCUUCUGCAACAGAGGGUUUAUGUUGCUGAACGAGGAGCUCGGCAAGGCGGAAAACGUUAAAUCAAAGGGACUGACCACGAAA
Messenger RNA from Mesorhabditis spiculigera, 1044 nucleotides. Lineage: Eukaryota; Metazoa; Nematoda; Chromadorea; Rhabditida; Rhabditidae. The record is from the annotation of a GenBank genome assembly.